Messenger RNA from Ostreobium quekettii, 1132 nucleotides. The record is from the annotation of a GenBank genome assembly. NCBI's taxonomy places the organism in Eukaryota, Viridiplantae, Chlorophyta, Ulvophyceae, Bryopsidales, Ostreobiaceae.
AUGGCCGACGACACGAUAGAGAUGCCGCCGGGCGCGGUGGAGGUGGGGCGAUCGCGGCCGUCGGGCGACGGCAUCGGCGUGGUGGUCGCCCUGAGGACCUUGGAGAUUCGCGACAAGGGUUUGCUUGCGUGCGGGGAGCCAGAAAAGAUGCACGCCUUCGUGGGUCGGUUGCGGAGGGUCAAGGACGGACAGGGGGUGGGAGGUCACCGCGCAGGGAACGGUGGUGGGAGUAAGGGGGAGCCGGAGAUGCCGGUUGAGACUGAUCUGGUGGUUGCCGGGGGGGACACCGUGAGGAUGACGCUGAGGCCGUGGAUUAGGGACGUUUGGCGCAUAAGGGGGGGGAUCUCGGGCGUGGGGGAGGGGGAGGAGGAGGUUGUGGAGGCGCUUGGGGGCGUCUUUUGCGGCGAAGGGUGCAAGGAGAGGGCGGGAGACAGUGUGAAGAGGUGGUAUGCGGCUUCGCGGCGCGGCGGGGGCUGGAGGGAGGCUGUGGAGGCCGGGGGGGUGGAGGAGGCGCGAAACGUGCUCAAGAAUCUGGAGAUGGGGUUGGAUGGGGGGCUGGGUGUCAUGAGGGGGCCAGGUGUGGCCAGCGGCGUGAAGGGGUGCUUUCGGCGCGGGGAGAAGGAAGUAUCGGCGCUGGAGGCGGUCCAGGCGCUGCAGACGGUGCGGCAUGCGCUCGGGGGCGUGUUGGAUGUGUUUGGGGGGCAGGGGAGCGGUGGGCCAAGACCGCCUGGGUUGUUUGAGAUUGGUGUGUAUGAUGAUCCCGUGGCCAGGCUGAAGGACGCCAUGGGAGCCAUGUUGGCCGGCCCCAGCACGGAGGUGGACCUGCGGGGGAUCUUGAGGCGGCUGGCGACGAGGGGGAUUGAAGAGGGCGCGUGGGAGGGGCUGGUUGAGGAAGAGCCCGAGGACUGGGGCCGCUGGCUGGAGGGACUACGGGAGCUGGUGGCAGAGACGGAUGCGAGGAUGCAGGAGAUUGGGCUGGGCUGCUUGACAAUCGCCAGCAGGUUUUUCCCGUACUCGGGGCACUACUACGUGGAGAUGUCCUUCGGCGGGGAGAAGAUUGUGGGGAUGAACGCGGUGCGGGGGGAGAGCCAGGCCUGGAGGUUGAAGACCAACGGGCUGGUGGACAUCGUGG